GACUUCCAAAUCCGAGAUCCUUUCCCCAACUUCUCUCCAAUUCGAUCCCUUGUCCCAAUUCCAUUCUUCUCUUCAAUCGAAGCACCGCUGAAAGGAUUUAAGCAUUCAAUUCCGUUCAUUUUGAUACCGAUUUCUCUGAUCGAAUAGGAUGCCGAGAACCACCACGGUGGAGUGCCCCGGUUACCCGCCGCUCAGGGCUCUCACCACUGAUGUCGUUGGGCUUGUCAAAGUUCUUGAAGUUCGUGAGAAGGUUGGGACGCCUAAGGUUGUGGAGACCUGGGGACCUCCUGAUGCUUCGCGCUCUGUGGUUGCAGCAUCUCUUGCUGAUAGGAAGACUAAUCCGCUUUUGGCUGUUGCAAGGAAAAAUGGCUUGGUUGAGUUUCUCAAUCCCUUGAAUGGAAAUUCUCUGGCAACGGUGAAGGUUAAAGAUUCUGUUUCUUCAAGCAACUCCACUGAAGAUGAACCUGUUGCUGGAUUGCAUCUUCUAGGAAUGAAAGGAACUGAGCCAUCGUCCAAAUUAAACAAAUUCCUUAUGUGUACAACAAAAGGAAAAGCUUGCUUGAGGUCUGUCACAGUAGGUGAUGCUUCACCUGGUUCUAGUCAUGUUGAUUCACCAAGCACAUGGAAUGUAUGUGGGGCAGGUAGUGUGCUAUGCUCUUCAGUGGAUGGAAAUGAGAAUUUUGCUCUAUUUGGCGGGAAGGGUGUCGAAGUAAAUGUGUGGGAUCUUGAGAAAUGCAGUAAAGCCUGGACAGCAAAAUCUCCUCCAAGUAACAGUCUUGGCAUCUUCAGUCCAACCUGGUUCACUGCUGCCACUUUUCUAAGCAAGGAAGAUCAUCGUAAAAUUGCUGCAGGCACAAACAACCAUCAGGUUCGUCUUUAUGAUAUUUCUGCUCAAAGAAGACCGGUUUUGUCUAUCAAUUUCCGAGAGUCCCCUGUAAAGGUUGUUACCGAGGAUCUAGAUGGUUAUACUGUCUAUAUAGGGACUGGGUGUGGUGACCUUGCAUCCUUUGACAUGAGAACAGGAAAGUUAUUGGGCUGUUUUGUGGGCAAAUGUUCUGGAAGCAUUAGAUCUAUUGCAAGGCAUCCGAGGUUGCCCAUAAUCGCUUCAUGUGGCCUUGACAGUUAUUUGCGUUUCUGGGAUGCAAAAACACGGCAACUUCUUUCUACGGUCUUUUUGAAGCAGCAUCUUACCAGUGUCAUGCUAGAUACACAUUUCUCUGCUGAAGAAAUUGAGUCUGCUGAUCAACCAAGUGAUUUGCAAGCAAAUGAUCAUUCAGAAGUUGAAAAUGAUGAGGAAUUACCACCCAAAGUAAGAAGCAAAACUUCUAGAAAAAAGGCCCAUAACAAAAACAAAGCUGAUAAAAGUAAGCGGGAAGCUCAAUAUGAUGAGCUGAGGGAUGAAGAUGAACAAACCACUAUUGAGUCCGCGGAUGAUGAUGAUGAAUUGCCGGCAACAACUAAAAGAAGAAAGCCAUUAGGAGGAAAUGAGAAACGUCCCAAACAUAAAAAGAGCAAGAAGAGUAUUGGAUAAUUCAGUAGAGAAGCCAUCUUGUUGAAACCAUUUUCAUAGAGAAGCAACUGGUUUCAAAUCAGUAUAUCUUCUCCGGCAAUGUCUUAUUUUUGUUUUGUUAGCCGUUAUGAUCUUUUUGACAUCUUUAUGAUCCCAGCUUUUCUGAGCAAGGCACACUAUAGCUGCUAAUUAUUUUUUGAGCUGUAACAUGAUUAUUGUGUUUAUUUACUAAUUGUAAUGUUGUUUGACCUAAUUUAUCCAA
Messenger RNA from Dioscorea cayenensis subsp. rotundata (Guinea yam), 1772 nucleotides. Its product is annotated as WD repeat-containing protein DDB_G0290555-like. NCBI's taxonomy places the organism in Eukaryota, Viridiplantae, Streptophyta, Magnoliopsida, Dioscoreales, Dioscoreaceae. Gene Ontology annotation, cellular component: nucleolus; preribosome, large subunit precursor. Gene Ontology annotation, biological process: ribosomal large subunit biogenesis. The transcript is spliced from 12 exons. Bases 149 to 1531 code for a protein of 460 amino acids. The record is from RefSeq and is a predicted model, not a curated record. Gene Ontology annotation, molecular function: protein binding.